AUGCUAUGCGAUGCGUGUGCUAUUAUACCAACUGGGCCCAGUACCGACCAGGAAAAGGGAAAUUCUUGCCUGAAAAUAUCAACCCGAACCUGUGUACUCAUAUCAUUUAUGCCUUUGCCAAGCCCGAGGGAUUAGAUCUGAAGCCUUUUGAGCAUAAUGAUGAUAGCACUGAGUGGUCGGAGGGAAUGUACGCACGAGUGAUUAAAGUGAAGGCGAAAAACCCAAAUGUGAAGAUCCUGCUUGCUGCUGGUGGCUGGAACAUGGGAUCUGAACCAUUCAUUCCCUUGGUGCAAACUCCGCAGUCGAGAUCGGUUUUCACAAAGAAUUUAAUACAGUUUCUACGUAAAAGGAAUUUCGAUGGCUUUGAUAUGGACUGGGAGUACCCAGCAGCCAGAGGAAGCACGCCUGAGGAUAAACCAAAGUUUCAACUUCUUAUGGAGGAAAUAAUGAGGGCGUUUAAAGAAGAAGGCACUCGAACUCAUAGAACCCGCUUGAUGUUGACCGUAGCCGUCGGAGCUGGCAAACCUAUCAUCGACGCCAGCUAUUUUGCAGUCAAUUUAUCCAAAACUGUCGACUUCAUCUCCAUCAUGACCUACGAUUUUCAUGGCUCCUGGGAAAAAUUUGUUGGUUUCAACUCGCCAUUGUUCGCACACCCUAAUGAAACCGAGCCGGCAAACCAGCUUAAUGUGGACUGGGCUGCCAAAUACUACGUGUCACUCGGAGUUCAAAAGGCAGAUCUGAAUAUUGGCAUCGCCACAUAUGGACGAUCGUUUACACUGGAAGAUGCCAAGCGAAACUCUAUUCUAUCUCCAGCCACUGGUGCAGGAACUGCGGGCACUUUCACCAAAGAGGCAGGGGUUAUGGCCUACUACGAGAUAUGUGAUUUAGCGGCUCAAGGCGGUCAGAUCGUGCAGGAACGUUCACAAAAGAAUCCCUACAUUGUGAAAGACGACCAAUGGGUUGGCUACGACGAUGUGGCGAGUGUCACAGCCAAGGCCUGCUACGCCAAUAAGAACGGGUACGGGGGCAUCCUAAUCUGGGCGAUAGAUUUUGAUGAUUUUCUGGGCCGUUCCUGCAAUCAAGGACAGUUUCCACUCCUGACAGCUGCAUACAACGCUUUUAUUCACCCGACAGCAGACAUGUACGUUGACUUUUCGAUUUCUCCCAUUCUUUAUUUAGGAGGAUUUCGUUUUGUAUGCUACUACACCAACUGGGCCCAAUACCGCCCUGGUAACGGAAAAUUUAUGCCAGAAGAUAUCGAUCCUGAACUAUGCACUCACUUAAUCUAUGCAUUUGCGAAGCCAGUGGGAUUGGAUCUUCAUCCUUUCGAGCACAAUGAUGACGAUUCGCCAUGGAGUGAAGGAAUGUAUCGUCGAGUUAUUAAAAUCAAAAGUAAAAAGCCAGGCCUGAAAGUACUCCUAGCUGCAGGAGGCUAUAAUAUGGGAUCCGAACCCUUUAUACCACUAGUACAGACAGAGGAAUCGAGGCUCAGGUUUUCAGAGAAUGUACUGGCAUUUCUUCGCAAAAGGCAGUUUGAUGGUUUUGAUAUGGACUGGGAAUACCCUGCAGCACGGGGUAGUCCUAGCGGCGACAAGGCCAGGUUUCAGCUGCUCAUGGAGGAGCUAAAGCGAACAUUCGAUCAUGAAGCUGAGGCAACUGGCAGGCAGCGACUCCUUCUGACAGUUGCAGUCCCUGCUGGGAAAGAGAAUAUCGAUAAUGGCUAUGAGGUUCAAAAACUGGCAAACGUCGUAGAUUUCAUUUCUAUAAUGAGCUAUGACCUUCAUGGAGCAUGGGAGAACUACCUGGGCUUCAACUCACCAUUAUAUCCCUAUCCCACGGAGAAUACGGACCAGAGACGUCUCAAUGUGGACUGGGCUGCUCGAUAUUACGUGUCUCUUGGAGCCCCAAAGAAGAAACUCAAUAUUGGAAUAGCUACUUACGGACGCUCCUUUCAAUUAGUGGAGACCUUCGAUCACUCAAUUCUGUCUCCAGCUGCAGGUGCAGGAAGGAGGUACCCCUACAGUCGUGAAGCAGGGAUCAUGGCGUAUUACGAGAUUUGCGAGUUCAUUAAAAACGAAAGUGCAACAGUUGUAAAUGUCCCGUCUCAGGGCAAUCCAUACGCCUUUAAGGAUACCCAUUGGGUAGGCUAUGACGACGUUGCCAGCGUAAAGGCAAAGGCCUGUUAUGCAAAAAGCAAUGGAUAUGGGGGAAUACUGUUCUGGACUUUAGAUUUCGAUGAUUUCAAUGGCCACUUCUGCAAACAGGGAAAAUACCCCUUGCUGAAUGCGGCUAAACAAGAAGUAUCAUCUCUGUCAU
This is a messenger RNA of Candidula unifasciata, 2316 nucleotides long. The record is from the annotation of a GenBank genome assembly. NCBI's taxonomy places the organism in Eukaryota, Metazoa, Mollusca, Gastropoda, Stylommatophora, Geomitridae.